AAAGCAUUGGAAGAAGGUUGAAGUAAAGCUGGAAGAUCAUGUAAACAUCCCUAAUUUCUCCUCAGGAUUAUCACCACAAUCUUAAGACAACCAUCUAAGCAACUAUCUGUCCAAGAUAGCAAUGGAACAGCUCCCACAUAAUCGGCCACUAUGGAAUAUUCAUAUCAUCAAGUACACUACUAGCAACGCAGCUGGUAAUAUAAUAUUCAAGCUUCAUCAUUCAUUGGGUGACGGCUAUUCUCUCAUGGCUGCUCUUCUUUCUUGUCUACAAAGAGCUGACAAUCCUUCGGUUCCAUUGACAUUUCCUUCACUUACUUCUGCCCAGAACCCAAAUCUUUCCGUCAGAGGUACCAGCAUAUACAGGAACAUUCCUAAAGUGUUACGGUCAGCCUUCAACACUGUAUCAGAUUUUGGAUGGAGCUUGAUGAAAAGCAGCUAUGUUGAAGAUGAUAUUAGUUUGAUAAGAUCUGGGAAUCCUGGGGUAGAGUUCAAGCCAGUUGUAAUUUCAACAAUGACAUUUUCACUUGAUGACAUCAAACAGAUCAAGACCAAGCUUAGAGUGGAAUAA
Gossypium arboreum is the source of this 568-nucleotide messenger RNA. RefSeq names its product wax ester synthase/diacylglycerol acyltransferase 6-like. Lineage: Eukaryota; Viridiplantae; Streptophyta; Magnoliopsida; Malvales; Malvaceae. Gene Ontology annotation, cellular component: plasma membrane. Gene Ontology annotation, molecular function: diacylglycerol O-acyltransferase activity; long-chain-alcohol O-fatty-acyltransferase activity. Gene Ontology annotation, biological process: triglyceride biosynthetic process. The transcript is spliced from 2 exons. The record is from RefSeq and is a predicted model, not a curated record. The coding region runs from base 122 to 568 and encodes 148 amino acids.